GGGCGGGCGGGGAGGGGCCGCCCUGGCCAUGGCCUUGGGCUUGGCCGCGGCUCCCUGCUAGGGGGAGGGGAAGGUUCGGGGCCGGUGCUGCAGCCCGGUGACAGAUGGCCGAAGGGAGCCGCCCGGACAGCCGCCUCGCUGGCCCCGGGUCCCGGCCGAGGGAUCCUGGCCACAGCCUGGAAACCCAGCCCGGCGGCUGGAGGGGGGCCCCCUUCGGAGCCACGGAUGGCAACGCAGGUCCUAAUCUGAAGGAGUGGCUUCGGGAACAGUUUUGUGACCACCCGAUUGAGCACUGUGAGGACACCCGCCUGCACGACGCGGCCUACGUGGGCGACCUCCAGACCAUCCGCAGCCUGCUGCAGGAGGAAAGCUUCCAGAGCCGGAUCAAUGAGAAAUCAGUCUGGUGCUGCGGCUGGCUUCCCUGUACCCCACUGCGCAUCGCGGCCACUGCAGGCCAUGGGAACUGUGUGGAUUUCCUGAUUCAGAAGGGGGCUGAGAUUGACCUUGUGGAUGUGAAGGGACAGACUGCCUUGUAUGUGGCAGUGGUUAAUGGGCAUCUGGAAUGUGCCCAGAUCCUCCUGGAAGCUGGGGCCGACCCCAAUGGCAGCCGACAUCACCGCAGCACCCCGGUGUACCACGCCUCCAGGGUGGGGAGAGCCGACAUUCUGAAGGAGCUGAUCAGGUAUGGGGCAGAUGUGGACGUCAACCACUACCUGGCUCCUGGGAUGCCUCCCCCUUCUUCCCGACGCCUCACUUCCCUCGUGGUCUGUCCGUUGUACAUCAGCGCAGCCUACCACAACCUCCAGUGCUUCAAGCUGCUUCUUCAAGCUGGAGCCAACCCUGAUUUCAACUGCCACGGCCCUGUCAAUGUCCAGGGCUUCUGCAGGGGCUCUCCUGUCUGUGUCAUGGAUGCCGUUCUGCGUCAUGGCUGCGAGGCUGCAUUUGUUAGCCUGCUGGUCGACUUUGGUGCCAACCUGAAUCUGGUGAAGUGGGAAGCCUUGAAUGCUGAGUCAAGAGGAAGAGUGAAAGUGAACCCAGAGGCUUUGCAGGUUUUCAAAGAAGCCAGGAGUGUCCCCAGGACCUUGCUGUGCCUGUGCCGGGUGUCUGUGAGGAGGGCCCUCGGCAAGUGUCGGCUGUACCUUAUACCUUCUCUCCCCCUCCCUGACUCCAUCAAACAGUUUUUACUUUAUGAGCAGAGUUAAGAUGCAGGGCAUGAUUAAUUGGAUGCUUUUCAAGGAGGAAAGCAGGUGAUCUAAAGAACCAAAUUGGUGUCUAUUCAUUACUGUCCAUCUCACACCCUGAACUGUUAAGGAAUGUCCCAAGUAUCUGUUGGUAAAGAGAUUGCCUUGGUUAUUACUGAUGUUAACCAGCUCUGGUGCUUUUGUCAAUAUGCUGUAUUUUGUGAAGGAUCUCUCAACUGACUUUGAUCUAGCCUUGGCUUAUUUUCAAUGGUGGGGCUAUUGCAAUGUUUUCUUUUCCCUUGAUAUCCCUGUGUGGAAUUUUCAUAGCUGAGAUGUUAUAAUACCUGCGAAUAAUCAGAAUGGGGAUGGAAUGUGUUUCCAGGGUAUAGGUCAGCUUCCAGAGGUCAGCUAAUGUCUCCGUAAGGAUAGUGUAAUUAGCGACCUCAUGGUGUAUAUGCUUCUGUAUAAAUAUUUAUAUUUCUAAAGUGAAAUAUUUACUUCAAUAUCUGAUGGAUGCAAAUAAUUAAUUUUGGGAAAAUACAUUUAACCAAAGGUAAAUAUUAGUCAACAAGCAUUUAUUAAAUACCUACUAUGGGCCAGGCACUGUGUUAAAUGUUGAGAAUACAAAGAAAGACAAAAACAUUGUCUUUGCCCUCAAGACACUUAUAUUCUGAUGAGGGAGGUAACAUAAAGCUUAAGACAUGUAGGAUAUAGGCAGAAUAGGUCAAAGGUCAUCUUAGAGGGGAAGAACAGGCAAAAACAGGGCCUAUUGAUAUUCAUUGUCCUCUAUUAAGAGAUUAGCUGGCAUUUAGUAUUUAGAGGUGUGAUAUAUCACAAAUUCAAAGAAUCUGGGAGUUGUCAAGAACCUCAGUGGUCAUCUUGUGGGUCAUCCAACCCAUACCUGACAGUAUAACAUUCUCAACCAGUAUGGAUAUUUGUCUUCUCACAUAGUCAUCUAUACACACACUGGAAUUGCUUAUAAUCGCAGGCAAGGAUGUCAUGGCCCAGAUUAGGAGACAAAGAUCCAGAAAAAGGAAGAUGGUAUUUUCUUUAAACUCAGCCCUACUCAGAUCCGAUACGGAAUACUGGGUUCAGUUCUUGGGGAAAUAUUUUAAAAACAAGAUGGAUUGAGUGGGGAAUACUCAAAGGAGGGCAACCAAGAUGGAAGGGGCAUGGAUUCCAUGCCAUUUGACAACUAUUUUAAGGAAUUGGGGAUGUUCAGCUGGAAAAGGAAGCCUUAGGGAGGACAUGGAAAUGGUCUUCAAGUAUUUGAACAGCUACCACAUGGAAGAAACAACGGACCUGUCCUCUUUGUCCAAACCAGGUGGUAGCUGAAGAGGUGAAUUUAUGGGAAACUUUGUAAGAAUGCAUCUGUUGCAAUGUGGAAGGGAGAGAGUUUCCUCUCAUCUGGGGUCUUCACACAGUGUCCCAAUGGCCAUGUUGGUUGGUGUUUUAAAUGGCUUUCCUUUUCAAAUGGGGGUUGGAUCAGACAGUGUCUCUAGCCCCUUCUCACUUUGACACUUUUUCCUUCUUCAUUCCUUCUCUUCCUUCUUUAUUGAGUCAGAUUAACUAAUUCUCUUUAGUCACUUCUUGUGUCCUUUCAAAGACCCUUCCUCAACUGCAUUUGUGUCAGGUUAAACCUUGACCUCGGUCUCCCCUGAAUCCACACGUGGAGUAAUUGCAAUCAUUGAAAUAUCAGUCCAAGUGUGAGAGCCUAGAGUGUCUCCCAGUUUCUCCACUUUCCAUCCCCUAGAUGAAGCAGUCUUCAAAAGAAGAUGGGUCAGUUUCAGAAGCUAUAACAAAACAAAUGAACCAAUAUUUAGUUAUUUAUUAAGCACCUGCUGCAUACAAGGCAUUGUGCUAAGUAUUAGGAAUAUAGAGACACCAAAGUGAAACAAUGCCUGCCCUCUAGGACUUUACAUUAUGUACCAGUCUACAGGCGGAAGAAGUGUUAUACCAACAGCGUUCACUGCCAUCACGUACAAGACAGUCAAGGGAUAAGCUUUGAUUAAUCACCUGCUGUGUGUCAGUGUUCAGGAUGCAAAGGCAAAAAUGAGAGUCCUUGUUCUCAAGGAGCACACAUUCUGUUGGGGGAUGGGGGUGGGGGAGAUAAAAGGUUUAAUGCUCUGUUGCAAAAACACCAAACACACACUUGGUCAUUUCAGCCAGAUGCGUGGGUACUUCUGAAUGCCUAGAUGUUUGGUGCUAGACACACAACCCUUCCGGAGAAUUGAUUGCAUUUGCUUUUUGGCUCUGACAUCUUGGUGCCCCCAGAGACAAGCUCACAGUAUUCCCAUGGCUCUAAAGCUGGCCGGGACCUCUGAGGUCUUCUACAAGGGCCAGGGGGGAAACUGAGACUGAGACCGAGAGGGGAGAAGAGAGUUGUCCAGAGUCACACAGUAUCACGAUAAUGACAUAGUACUUUCCGAUACAAAGCACUUUAUAAUAUAUACAUUAGUCCACAUGAUUAUCACAUCAGCCCACUGAGGUAUAGAGAUGGUACAGGGGGCACUUAUGCUUCACAUAUGAGGAAAUUGAAGUUCAGAGAACAUAAGUGACCUGUUUAAGGUCACAGAAGAAGCAAGUAUCAGGGCAGGAUUUGAAUACAAGCCUUUCUCACUGUGAAUCCCAAACUCAAGUGUCGUACUCUUUUGGGUUUAUUGAUGAUAAUUCAGAGAUGGCCUGGCUACUUAGCCUCAGAGGUCCUUUCCAGCUUUGAGAUCCUGUGAUUUUCUGGCCUCCAUUGCUAUCCAUGCAUUCUCAGGUGUCCUCCUUUCCUUGGGCACCUUUGAAUCUCUGAGGCUGGGACUUCUCAGCACGAAAGCAAAUGGUGAUUUAUUCAAUCAAUCCAAUGAGAGGGAAAAAACCAGUCAAGCCAAUUAUUUGAUUGAAUUGGUCAGUCCAGCCGCGUAUAUGUAAAACUGAAAUUAAGUCCGAGCUUGUUGGCCAAAAGUCACAGGACCUCCCUGUACACAGCGUCUUCUUCUGACCCUGAUAUCUAUGAUCCUACCUUGGGAUUAGCUCAAUUCCAUCAACAAUUAUUAAGCACCUCUGAUACGUGUACCAGGAAGUCACCUUCAGAGGAGCAUAGGAUGCUUGAGAGUAGGGGCUGGACCCAGCACGAGAACAUGGCUAAGAAGCGCAGCAGUCUUUCCUCUAGACCCCGUUCUUCUCUGCUGACCUUCUCUUCUAGGUUACUUUGUCUUGACUUUGUCUCGAUUUUGUCUUAGUUAUCUGUGCCCUUAUUUCAUUGUUUCUGUUUCUCCCUAGUGAAAUGUAAACUCCUCAAAGACGGGAGCUUUUUUUUUGUCUCGGUUUCUCUGUUGCCUAGCACUAUGCCCAGCAUACAGUAGGUGAUUAAUAAAUAUCUGCCCAAUAAAUGAUUGGAUUUUCAGCAAGGACUCAGGAAGAAGAGAAAGAUUCAAUCCAACUGAACUCGUGUAAAAGCAAGAUACAGAGAGCAAAUUUGGAGGUGGGUCAGGGCCAUGGCUAGCUCAUUACCAGGUUCCUAAGUUUAAUUUCUGGGUUCUCAAGCAAAGUGUUGUGAGGGGCCCUUCUCCUAGCCUAGUCCCUUGUUACACAUCUCGGGCCCCAAUUCACCUCCGGUUUUCCAUAGAUUUCUGAUUUUCCCAUUGAAUGAAAUGUGAAGCAGGCAAAGCUCUGUGCUCUCCCAUCCCAGGCUGUGCAAAUAAACUGGAAACCAUUAAAAAUUUGCUGGUAGACCCACAUCCUCUUGUUUGUCAUGACUGUGAAUGAUAGUUUCUCAUGUGGAGGGAGAGAGAUUGAAGAGGCCCGAGAGAAGCCUGAGUGAACUGGCCACAUGUUAGAGAUCCAGGAGAGACCAGGCCUGGAGUGCCUGAAUUGGCUCAGCUGGACCACUGACCAAUCAGCUUGAAGGGGAGCUGGAGACCUUCCUUAGCACAUGCUUACGAUGGGCAUUAGAAAUGUACUGGGCAAUGACGGGGGUGCUAGGAAUCCAGGUUUUGGAAACUCAGGGUUUCACUGUGGCUAACUGAUAAAAGGGGGCACAGUCAGCUUCUUUUUAUUAUGUAAUUGUGUAGUGGUUAGGGAGCCAGCCCCAAAGUCAGGAAUUCCUAGAUUUGGUUCCUAUCUCUUAGAUACAGGGCUGGGAGACCCUGGGCAAGUCUCCUAACCUGUCUGUGCUCUAUGUAUCCCUCCAAGACUAGAAGUUGUAGAAGAAGUACCAGCCUGCAUUGAUAAAGGAAGUCUCCUUGUGUAGGAACCCCUAGACCAUUGGGACCAGAGGUCUGGCCCUGGGCUCUGUCCUUGUAUUGACUUUGGUCUGCACCUGUGGUUUCAUUGAUGUGUGGAUACCCCUCCCCUGACACAGAUUAGCCACUCAUCUGGACCUAUGGUCCAAGAGACUAGCCUGGGGCAUUGAGAUGAAGGAACUUGUCUAGGGUCAUUUACUCAGUAGUCAGAGGGAGGAUGGGGAUGGAAGGCUGGUUCUCUGUUCACAACAUCAGAUUCAAUUUACUUCUCUUUCCCCAAAUUCAUUCAUUCAUAUUCUUUCAACAAUUUUUUUAUUAAAACCCACCAAUUCUCAAACCCAAGGGCCCCACAAGCAUAGAUGGUGGGGUCCCUGGCUUCAGGCUAUUUGAAUUUUAUAGAAGGUUCCAGGCUUUGGGUGGCCAGCAGUCCAGCACCCCCUGCUCGCUUGGGAGCGAUUUACACCUCAUUACCUGUUUGGACAUUUGGGAAAUUUAAUUAAAAUUUUGACUUUUCAAAACUGUAGCCUUUUGUGAACCUGCCCAGACCCCAGUUAUUUUCCAGGUCUAUAAUGAUUGAUGCCAGAUAUGGUCAGCUUCUGUGACUGAGUGAAAUGCCAGCUUGUAAAGGUGUUUAUUCCUUACAGAUUGUAAGCUGACAAAAUAAAAGGGUGAUGGUGAGAGGGGGAGGAAUGAAACAUGAGUAGAUGACAUGGCCAAGGAAUCGGAAGACAGAGACUCCAAACUAGAAGGGAACCCAGAGACUAACUGAUCCAUGCCAGACUCGAAUAAGGGCCCCCUCUGCCACACUCCAGACUCUGAUCCUGAAUCCAUGCUCUGCCAAGUGCAAUCCCUGGGAUCUUGGGAAAACCAUGCUACCUUGUUGACACUCAGCUUUCUCGUCUGUGAAAUGGGGAUAACAAUACUUAUCAUAAGAUAAACGUGAUGGUGUGUAUGAGAAUUCUUUGUGAACCAGAAAUGGCGAGGUAGACGUCAGCUGCUGCUGUCAGUGGUGGUGCUGGUGCUGGUGUUAACCUUUUCUAUGAGAGGAUAAUAGUGCCAGAAAUAACUCAUGUUUUUGAGGAAAACCGGGUGCCCAAUUGUGCCUCGGUGGAGCCCAGACCGUGGAGUCUCUGUGGAUGGAGCUUGCAUGUUUCCAUAGCAUUGGAGGCUUUAGAUCAGGGAGGUCCUUAGGGGGAAACCUGUCACUUUACAGAUGAGAAACUGAAAGAGUACAUGACUGACCCAAGGUCACACAGCCCUUGUGUCUCAAGGCUUGAACCUAGGUCUUUCUGACUGAGGCCAGAUCUCUGUGACCCCAUCUGACUUCCUCAUGAUUAUUAUUAUUAAUAUCAUUGAACCUCAUAACAGCCCUAGGAGAUGGGUGCUUUAUUAUCCCCCUUCUGCAGAUCAGGAAACUGAGGCUUGGGGAGGCUUAGAACUUGCCCGUGGUUGCCUGGCUAGUCAGGGUCAAAGGAGGGUUGAAUGCAUGGCUCUGGUUUCCAAGUGCAGCCGUCGAUCAGCCCUGUAAGAUGCACUGCCCCAAGUUACUUGUGGAGAAGUAUAUAAAUAGUCAAGGGAAGUGUAGACUGCCCCGACCAUGUGAUUUUUCCCAGAUGGAUCUCACCUAACACGUGCGGGUACCCAGUGUGGUCACUCUUCAUCUCCUCGUCUUCUGAUGGGGACCAGAUCUUACAGAUAAAUAAAAUGACCACCCUUUCAGCUGGUGAUGGAGAUCUCUGAUGCUACUCCCCUUCUGUUAGACACAGGCCCUAUCCUAUGGAACGAUAAUCUCUCCUGGGAAUGUGGCCUGAGCAGGAGGGCCUCCAUCUUUGCAUGUGACGCUCCUGAGGCAGAAUCCUCUAUAUGGAGCUAGAGAGAGCUCAGAGGCCACCGAGCCCAACCAUCUCAUUUUUCAGAAAAGGAAACUGAGUUCUGUGCGUUGAUGCUCAUGCUGAGUUUAUACUCCACACACUGGUAUUGAUAACUUGAUUUGGACAUCAGUACCAUGCAGGUAUCCCCAGCUGGGCCGAGAGAUGAUUUUUAGUGGUACUCUGGCUGGCACCAGGGUCUUAGGCCAAACUGCAAAGUUUGUAAAGUUUCUGAACUCCACACAGAACUAAGGUAGGGCAUGUAGCACUUUACCCAGGGGUGCCAACAUUUAGAACAUACCACUGACAUUUAAUUCCUUUGGAAGGUAGAAACAACUGAGUUUGGGUUCACUUAGCAAGAAUAAUUAAGCUAUUAACCAAGCAAGGUGGAGUCUCCUCCUUCUCGCUUCCAGGCUUGCUCUUGCUCUGCUCCAUUCACUCCAUCUGUUUUACCCCUGGGUGUCCUGGGGUCUCUGUCUAUCUAGCACCUUAGUUCUUCUGUCUGAGGCCACCACAUAAGGUUUCUCUUUCCACAACUGGAUUUCUAAAAGAUAUUGAUUGGGAAGCUAUUAGGCCAGGGUUCAUUUUAUAAUUCUUGUCUAGGUCCCAGUAAUGGAGCUGUGACUUUGCCCCUGUCCCCAUCUCCCCUCUAAUGUCCGGCCCCAAAUGCCAACUUCUGGUCAGCCAGAGAUGACCCCCUCCCCCAUAUCUGCACUUCCCUGAGGUGCCCUGGUUUCCACCAGUAACCUUUCCUGGUCUCAAGCUCCCAGCAUGGAGGGCAGCUGCCUAAUUCAGAUACCUCAAUACAGUCCAAUUCAGUGAGCAUCUAUGAAGUACUUACCAUGUGUUAGUCACUACGCUAAGUUCUUGAAACACCAAGAAAAAUUCUGCCAACCCUACCCUCAAAAGCAGGGAUUAUUUGACUUUUUGGGGGGAAGAAGGGGAUCAAGGAGGCUUUCCAGAGAGGGGCAAGUGAGCUGAAGCCUGGAGGAAGUCAAAGAUUCUCAGAGGCACAAGUAAAUGAACAAGCAUCUAUUAAGCACAUACUCUGUGCCACUGUGCUGGGCCCUGGGGAUACGCUGACAAAAAGGCAUCAGUGCCUGCCCUCAAGGAGCUUCUGUUCUAUUGGGAAAAUGUUGCAUGUUCUCAGAGAAGUAAGUACAAGGUAAGGGCCAAAGAUGUAGAGAUGGAAAAGUUGUGUGACCUUCUCCUGAAGGUGAUGGGGAGUGGGAGGGGAAGGGAAGCUCAGAAUACCUUGGAUUAGGAAUUCUGGGAAGUGAAGUUCUUCUGUGUAUGGCUUAUUAUUGCCUUCAAAUAAAUUUGCCACCUCUCUGCAAUGUACAAGCCCCUUCCCUUCUAUUAAGGGUCUGAUCAGAGGGAAUCUUAGGGGUGUGGCCUGUCAAAGUAAGAUCGUGGGUGCCCUGAUUUCAGGAAAGUGUGCUUAAACACAUCUUCAUUAUAUAUCAUUGUAAUUCAUUGUAACAAGUAUUGCAUCUGUGUGAACGCAUACUCUGUACUCUCCUAUUUGCGUAGCCCUCAGUGCUGGGUCUGCUGUGUUCCUCGGGCAAAUGAGAUAAUCCCAAGAUAAGACAAUUGGCCAGAAGGAAUGACCAUUGGGUGAAUGCCCCUUCAUUCUGCUGAUUAACCUGCAUUUCCUGGGCCUUCAUCCUCACUAUUUCUUGUACCCAGUUCAGAAGGGCCAAGCUGACUGUGCUGUGUGCUAAUGUGCUGUCACCUCAAUAAAGGUUGUGUUUCCCUCAC
Trichosurus vulpecula (common brushtail) is the source of this 9042-nucleotide messenger RNA. RefSeq names its product ankyrin repeat and SOCS box containing 1 (gene ASB1). Lineage: Eukaryota; Metazoa; Chordata; Mammalia; Diprotodontia; Phalangeridae. The coding region runs from base 105 to 1202 and encodes 365 amino acids. Gene Ontology annotation, biological process: intracellular signal transduction; protein ubiquitination. The transcript has 5 exons. Gene Ontology annotation, cellular component: ubiquitin ligase complex. Gene Ontology annotation, molecular function: protein binding. The record is from RefSeq and is a predicted model, not a curated record.